Molecule: messenger RNA, 459 nt
Organism: Myotis brandtii (Brandt's bat)
Lineage: Eukaryota; Metazoa; Chordata; Mammalia; Chiroptera; Vespertilionidae
Product: dedicator of cytokinesis protein 6-like
Exons: 3
Coding region: 64-444 (126 amino acids)
Source: RefSeq, a predicted model, not a curated record
AAGCACAGGGUCCCAGAGGUCGGAAAGGGCCAGGAGAAGGGGGACCGGGUGAGCCCAGGUCCCAUGGGAAAGGGCAGUCAGCCUGGAACCCGUUCUUUGACCUCCCAGGGGAAAAAGGCCUUUGAGCGCAUCAACAGCCUCACAUUCAAGAAGUCACUGGACAUGAAGGCUCGACUGGAGGAAGCCAUCUUGGGCACCAUUGGUGCACGACAAGAGAUGGUGCGACGGAGCCGUGAGAGGAGCCCGUUCGGGAACCAGGAGAACGUACGCUGGCGGAAGAGCGUCACACACUGGAAGCAGACCUCGGACCGUGUGGACAAGACCAAGGAUGAAAUGGAACAGGAGGCCUUGGUGGAAGGGAACCUGGCCACCGAGGUGAGCCUGGUAGUUCUGGACACGCUGGAGAUCAUCGUGCAGGUGAGGCUGGACCCAGCAUCUUCCUGACCUCUGACCCGCCCC